Messenger RNA from Guillardia theta CCMP2712, 891 nucleotides. RefSeq lists its product as hypothetical. Bases 1 to 891 code for a protein of 296 amino acids. The transcript has a single exon. NCBI's taxonomy places the organism in Eukaryota, Cryptophyceae, Pyrenomonadales, Geminigeraceae. The record is from RefSeq and is a predicted model, not a curated record.
AUGCCCCGUACAAUCUCACUGUUGCUAUGCAUUGCCAUGAUCCACGGCGCGAUCUGCGGCCCAUGCCCAGAGGGCACCAUUGGAUACGCGGGUGGGAAUGAGACAUAUAACCUCCUCACCACGUGCAAUUUCGACAAGAAUGCAUACAGCAGCAACGACGCGACCACCGGGUGUGAAUGCCAGUCCGGUCCGACAACCAGCCAGGACUGCAUGAUCGCGUUCGACAAUGACACAUCCACGGUAUACAACAUGACGGACGAUGACUACCGAUGGAUGUGGUUCACCUUCAUCAACAUAGGGAGCGCAUACAUUGACAGUAUCGAGUUCUCAAACGGGAUAUAUGCGGCCGACCAUAGAUCACAAUAUAUAGCAAGGGUCGCAGGCUCCGAAACACUCGAGCAGAUACACUACAUACGCUGUCACCUCGAGGGCGAUGCCAUCCUCAACGGCACCUUUGUUUUCCGAUGCAAUGCGCGCGGCAGCCUAAUACUGAUACACAAGAAUACCGUCAAUGAGAGUGCAAGGCUAUCAUUCGGCGAGAUCUCAAGCAUCGUUGGAUGCUCGGCAUGCCCAAGAGGCAUGAAGGCCAGCCCAAACAGAUCCACAUGCAUCGCAUGCGCGCAGGGUGAGCCGUGUGAAGUGUUAGCUGAAGCGACAUGGCAACCCCCCGAUGCCCCAAUCAUAAUUCCCGAUGCCCCAAUCACAAUUGCCACACAGGCCGCACAGGAAAGCUCGUCGGUAUUCAACAUCGUGAUACCCAUAAUAUGCUGCAUCAUAGCCUUGAUGACAGGCCUAUACUUGUGCCGCGUGUAUAAUAGCACGGGGCACUGGCAGAGAAAGAAACCGGCAGUGAUAUCAAGCCAUUUCAACCCGCAAUACGGGUGUUUGUGA